AUGCCACUAGAGAUGAGCGGCCAAGGAAAGGUUGUCUGCGUAACCGGAGCUUCCGGUUACAUAGCGUCAUGGAUCGUGAAGCUUUUGCUCCUCCGUGGCUACACCGUCAAAGCCACCGUUCGAGACCCAAAGGAUAAAAAGAAAACAGAUCAUCUUCUUGCGCUUGACGGCGCAAAAGAAAGGCUCCAAUUACUCAAAGCAAACCUUGUAGAAGAAGGUUCUUUCGAGCAUGCAAUUGACGGAUGUGAGGCUGUCUUCCACACUGCUUCACCGGUUGCACUUACUGUCACUGAUCCUCAGGCUGAGCUGAUCGAACCCGCGGUCAAGGGCACUAUCAACGUCCUAAAAACAUGCACUAAAGUGUCUUCUGUCAAGAGGGUCAUCGUAACAUCAUCCAUGGCCGCUGUUCUUUCUCCCAAACCCCCCUUGGGACCAAACGACUUAGUAGACGAAACGACUUUCUCUGAUCCAAGCGUUUGUGAGGAUGAAAAGCAAUGGUAUGUACUCUCCAAGACUUUGGCCGAGGAUGCAGCAUGGCGUUUUGCCAAGGCCAACAACAUCGACUUGAUCGUAAUGAAUCCAGGACUUGUGAUUGGACCAGCCCUGCAGCCAACUCUGAAUUUCUCUGUGGAUGUGGUUGUUGAUUUUAUAAACGGAGAUACCAUAGGCUCGUGGACGAAUGAAGGCAUGGAUAUGAAUUCGAUGACUUACAAAGUCAGUGUGGAGAAGUUGAAAAGUUUGGGAAUUGAACUCACUCCUACGGAAACAAGCCUUAGAGACACUGUUCUUAGUCUCAAGGAGAAAUGUCUUGUGUAA
Molecule: messenger RNA, 816 nt
Organism: Thlaspi arvense
Lineage: Eukaryota; Viridiplantae; Streptophyta; Magnoliopsida; Brassicales; Brassicaceae
Source: the annotation of a GenBank genome assembly